Molecule: messenger RNA, 1932 nt
Organism: Truncatella angustata
Lineage: Eukaryota; Fungi; Ascomycota; Sordariomycetes; Amphisphaeriales; Sporocadaceae
Exons: 1
Coding region: 1-1932 (643 amino acids)
Source: RefSeq, a predicted model, not a curated record
AUGGAAACGGCUCAGAAGGCUGUCAUGGCGGACCAGUCAUACUCACCCCAGCCUACGACGCCACGACUAUCGCCACUCAAUGACAAGCCUCCGGACGUGACAUCUCCACGCAAGGUCAAAUCGCUCAAACUAGAGGAACCGCUUGUGUCUUUGGGCUUUACAGAAGAUCCGACAACCGGAAUCAUCGACCUAGAACAAGCCCUAGCCGACCUAGAAGCCAGCUACAACCACUCGCGCUUGCACUCGGAAUUCCAGAAAGAUUUGAGCGACCCAUUCAGCGACGAACUAAGAGGUGUUCUACAAGAAGCUUCUGCGAUUACAGCCCGAAUUGUUGACCGGGAACAACUUGAACCAGCCGAUACUAUCAAACGACUUAUGGUACCGGUGAUGGACUUUACCAUAUCUGAACCUGAGUGGAUGGGUAACGACUCAGAUUCGAAGAAACUCUUGGAAUGGGCCAUAGUAAACCACCCCGGGCCAAUGGUAACGACCUACCCCGGAGACCAGAAGGCUUACAUGCAAUUGCAAUGGAUUCCAUUUCCUUCCAAGCUCGGAAGAAUUUCCCUUGCCGAGACAAUUGAUGCCACGGACACCCACUCAUCUAUUGAGCUCACAGACCACCGUGGGAUUCUGACAAGCUCGGAUUUUGUCUGGAAGCGACCAGAUUUGGCCAUUCUCAUGAAUUUGGAAGACGAAGAUAUUCUCGACGCGGGCGAAGUAGUUCACGCGACAGAAAAGUCUCAUCAACCACAUUCUAGCAAUCAACGCGAGUCCUUUUCAGCACUCAUCAGGAAGAGAAAGCAACAAGCAAAUAAUUCUGCCUCUACAGAUACUUUUCCAUCUCCAGUUGAUCUAAUUGUGCCAGCAAAGGCUGGCUCAGAUCUUGAUUCAUCCAAACACAUACUCGUUCGACCGAACGAUGCUUCAACUUCUUCGACUCUGCUCGCAAAUUUUGUGACUUUUCACAACUACAAGAAAAGAAAACUUGAUUCGAGCUCGUUUUUCGAAAAACCUAGUCGGCAAGAGAUUACUCAUUCAAAGGAGGACAGUUUCGAUAUACCCGACCAUGAAAAGCAUCAACAGGUCACAACAUCGGGUACUCGAGGACGGAACUUCAGAUAUGCCCCGUGUCCAUCACUUAAAGAAGAAGGGGUACCAGCAAAUAUAUUUGCGGCCAUAUCAAUGCCACACGGUGUCACAUCGUGGACAAUGAAACUAUUGCCACACUUGAAGAUUGUUGAGAGAGACUUUGACCGAUGGAACGCUAUGACUUGGGAUCGAAAGUCUAUCUUGAGAUCGCCUGUUAUCUCAUCAUUAGCAGCUGAGGCAGAUGUUAUUGUAUCGCCAUCCACAGGUAUCAUCAUCACCUCCCUGAUCAAAGCUAUACAGCGCCCUUUGCCUGGCCAUAAACGUAAGGUGGCCUCCAGGGCGAAGAUUGAACAGGUCUCUCUACGAUACGAACGUAUGAUUAUCCUCGUUUCCGAAGCAAAUCGAGUAGAUGAAUCAGUACGCGAGUUGACCCAAUCAGAGCACGCCGCCUUCGCGGACUUCUCUGGCUUUGUUUCUGGCUUGGACACAGAUACGCAGGUCUAUUACAUCGGAGGCGGCGAAGAGAUUUUGUCACGAUGGCUGGCUUACUUCAUUACCAAGUACUCAUAUGAGGCGAGAGAGGUGGACAGCUUAAUCAUCGAGUCCGAGUCUACAUGGGAAAUGAUGCUGCGCCGGGCAGGCAUGAAUGUGUUCGCAGCACAAGUCAUCUUAUCUUCGUUGAAAGAACCACGAGGUGUCCCCAGAGACGAUUUUGGUAGCCGCGGACUGGCUAGAUUUAUUAACAUGUCUCUAGAGGACAGAAUCGCCAAAUUCGGCCAGGUACUUGGUGGACAAAGAGUUCUUCGACGAGUUGGCUCAGUACUGGAUUCCUCCUGGGAAUGA